Melanaphis sacchari is the source of this 2372-nucleotide messenger RNA. RefSeq names its product RNA polymerase II-associated factor 1 homolog (gene atms). Gene Ontology annotation, molecular function: RNA polymerase II complex binding; chromatin binding. Bases 382 to 2055 code for a protein of 557 amino acids. Gene Ontology annotation, cellular component: Cdc73/Paf1 complex. The transcript has 11 exons. The record is from RefSeq and is a predicted model, not a curated record. Gene Ontology annotation, biological process: transcription elongation by RNA polymerase II. Lineage: Eukaryota; Metazoa; Arthropoda; Insecta; Hemiptera; Aphididae.
CACGGUCUUGGAAUUUUUCUAACCAAAAUUCUUCGAGAAACCGCGGUCUGUAUUUUAACCUAACCAAUAAUAACAUAACAAUAUACUAUCUAUUAUCAGCGACUUUAUCGCUACUGAUAUAGUACAGCAAAUUGAUUGCACGGUGAACGUUAUGUAGCAUCGUCGGUGUUGUUGACUGUUGUUAAUAAUUAUUAUUGAUAUUAUGAUUAGUGAGUACGUUUAAGUCGUUCGGCCAUAACGUGAUAUUAAACUAACACAGCGUUCACUUCACUGUACUACAGUCACAGAGAACGCGUCGUGGUCGUAAACAGUAGCCGUCCAAACAGUUUAUAGGUGAUUUCUAUUGCUGAGUGCUACAUGUUCAUAUAAUAUAUUUGAACAAUGGCUCCGACUGUUCAGAACAAUACAACUCAGGAAAAAAGGCCAAUACGAUCUAUAGAAAAAAGGUCCGAUUUAGUAUGUAAAGUGAAAUAUUGCAAUAUGCUACCUGAUAUCCCCUUCGACUUAAAAUUUCUUUCAUAUCCAUUUGAUGCUACAAGGUAUAUACAAUAUAAUCCAACAUCUUUAGAGAGAUCAUAUAAAUUUGAAAUACUUGCAGAUCAUGAUUUAGGACUCAACAUUGACUUGGUAAAUAAAGAUAAGUAUACAGUAGACUAUAAUUUACAAAUGGAUAUUGCUGAUGAAAAACUUUUGGAAGAAGAUAUUUUAGCUCCACAAGAUUCUAAAAGGUCUAGGCAUCAUGCCAGGAGUGUAUCGUGGUUGCGACGUACGGAAUACAUUUCUACAGAGCAAACCAGAUUUCAGCCACAAACUAUUGAAAAAGUUGAGGCUAAAGUUGGAUUCAGUAUCAAAAAGAACUUUAAGGAGGAAACUCUUUACAUGGAUAGAGACAGUCAGAUGAAAGCAAUUGAAAAAACGUUUGAAGACAAUAAAAAACCAGUUGAAAAACACUACAGCAAGCCAAAUGUCCAUGCUGUUGAAACAUUAAAUGUUUUUCCAGAUUUCAAAAAUUGGAGGUAUCCUUGUGCUCAAGUUAUCUUUGACUCGGAUCCAGCUCCAGUGGGUCGGCCAGUUCCAGCCCAAAUAGAAGAAAUGUCUCAAGCUAUGAUUAGAGGUGUAAUGGAUGAAAGUGGUGAACAGUUUGUAGCUUACUUUUUACCAUCUGAAGAAACGAUAAUUAAACGUCGUGAAGAUGCUCUUGAAUCACGUCCGUAUGAUGAUGAUUAUGAAUACGAAUAUAAAAUGGCCAGAGAAUACAACUGGAAUGUUAAAAGCAAGAGUAGUAAAGGAUACGAGGAAAAUUAUUUCCUAAUUGUACAACCUGAUGGAGUAUUUUAUAAUGAAUUGGAAACUAGAGUCCGUUUAAGCAAGAGACGACAAAAAAUUGGUACACAGAGUAGUAGCACUAAUACUAGAUUGAUAGUACGUCAUGUUCCAAUCAAUGAACAAGAAUUCAGUGUUCACAAAUUUAGAGAAAAACAAUUACAGCCAUAUGAUGAAGAAGAAGAAGCUAAAGCUGAAGAAGCAGCUAAAAAAGCAAUGCAAGCUGCAAAAGAAAGUGCAAAGGAAAUUACAACUAAAAAUAAAGCAGACAGUGAUGAUGAUGAUAAUGAUUCUAGAAAAGUUUCAGAUAGUGAUGUUUCUGAUGAUGACGAACCUACGACUAACUCUAAGCAUGCUAACAGUGAAACAGUUGAUAGUGACAAAGAAAAAAAUAGUAAACGUCAACGAACUGCUAGUGAAGUAAAUUCUGAUAGUGAUACUAGCAUUAAAAAACUCAAUAGUCAUAAAGUUAGUUCUGGAAGUGACGAAAGUGAUAAAUCUGAUGAUGACGAUAAUAUCAAGAGAAAAGAAUCAUCUCAAAGUGGUGACAGCGAAGAAGAACGUAAAAUUAAACGCGUGUCUAGCGAAGCUAGAUCGGAUAGUGAUAACAGUGAUGUUGAAAUGAGAAGUAAGAAAAGUUCAGAACGUGGAGCCAGCGAUGUCAAUUCAGAUUCUUCAAACUCUGAUAAUAGUGAACAAGAAAGCAACAGAGGUUCAGAUAGUGAUGAAUAAUGAUAAUCAAUGAGAUUUCAGUUUAAGACUUACUAGCAUCUAAAUAAAAUUAAAAUUAUUAAAAAUUAUAUUAAUUCCAGAUUUAAUAUUAUAAAACUAAUGAAUUAUUCUUAUUAUUAAAGUUAUCUCUUGAACUGUACAUCAUUUGAAACAUAUCUGUAGUAAAUUUAAAUAAAUGUAUUUAUAUAUUACUAAGUAUAUCAAAUUUAAGAUGAUAAGACCGUGAGCAUUGUUUUGUCAUGUCACACUGGACUCGUAGAGCUAUAACUUCAAGAACUAUAGUUUACAUCUUUUUAUUCCUUAUACAUUCUUUUAAU